AUGCAAGACUUGGAAAGGAGCCUUUCUGAUGCAGAGCGGGGCACGAGGCUGAUAGAGGCGGCUAAGGGGGGGGCGGUGGAGGAGGUGCGGGCGUUGCUCGCGGCUGGGGCGGACGUGGCGGCGAGGGUCGGGGUCUGGGGGACCGCCCUGCACUGGGCUGCACUGAGAGGCGACGCGGCUGUGGUGCGGCUGCUGCUCUCUGCGGCGUCCGACCCCAACGCCAGGAGUCAGUGUGGGCAGACGCCGCUGCACUGGGCGGCAUGGAGUGGCCAAGCAGAAGCGGCGGCUGCGUUGCUGCAGGCCGGAGCCGACAGGGGGGUGAGGGCUAAUGACGGGAGGACCCCCCUGGACGUCGCCAGGCAGUACAACCAUCAGGAGAUCCAACAGGUGGCGUCAGACAGCCCGCGCAAACGGCCGGCGCAGUCGCCGAGGGGAAACUCGCAGGUGGGGGAGCGACGCAGAAUGCGGGCAGCGAAUCCGGCAGAGGGCCGCGCAUGCGCAGAUGAUGUGGCGGGGCGGGAGCAGGCGAAUAGUAGUAGCGAGGUCUCUAGAGUUGUGGUACCUGUUGUGGAUGUCCUGCAGUGUAAGCCGGUGGGUGAACACAUGCCGUGGGUUAUCGACCAUCAGAGUGCAGACCUAAGUGAACGAGACACGAUGAGCGUGGAAUUAAUUGCAGAAGCACAGGCUGCUCUUGCAGGGGGACCGGAGGUGGAAACUAAAUUUUGA
This is a messenger RNA of Schistocerca piceifrons (Central American locust), 726 nucleotides long. RefSeq names its product ankyrin repeat domain-containing protein 65-like. Gene Ontology annotation, molecular function: protein binding. NCBI's taxonomy places the organism in Eukaryota, Metazoa, Arthropoda, Insecta, Orthoptera, Acrididae. The transcript is spliced from 4 exons. The record is from RefSeq and is a predicted model, not a curated record. Gene Ontology annotation, cellular component: nucleus; cytoplasm. The coding region runs from base 1 to 726 and encodes 241 amino acids.